CAUGGGUUGAUGCUGCUUUCUCCUCUGCAGAGACAGACACAUUUUGGAUUUAGCCCGAGUACAACUUUCCCCACGACUUUCUCUCCAUGGGAAACGCCAAGUCUAACGUUUCCGACGGGGUGAAAGCCCAAGCGGGAGGAUCGACGCAGAAAAUUUAUCAAUUAGUAAAUUUAAAAGGUGGAGGAAUACUGGUGGAAUUAACGAAGCAGGCAACAGCUACAAAAAAUUAUGCCGCCCUGGACGAAGCGAUCCAGUCGCGAGUGCCGAAAUUUGUGUAUAAUGAGGGCGAAGGGAAAAUGAUGCACAUUUCGGAAAUCGUCCUCCUCCGGAACCGGUGUCGACCGAAACAUUUACAAUUGUUGAAAAAUGACGCAGAAUAUGAUAACUACGUCCCACCGGAUGAUAAAGACCCCGCCAUGUACAAACUGGUCUGUUGGAGGAUGGACGAGCGUGGCGCGGUGGGGGAGGCACUCCUUCAUUUGUGCCUUCUCAACGCGACCGCGGUCCACUCCGAAUUGGCGAAACGCCUCCUUCGCUUUUACCCAAAGAUGAUCAAUGACGUGUACGAGUCGGACGAAUAUUACGGUGAAAACGUGCUCCACAUGGCCAUCGUCAAUGAAGAUUUUCCUAUGGUCAAGUUCCUCCUCGAUACCGGGGUGAAUGUUCAGCAGCCCUGUUCCGGCGCAUUCAUGGGGCCGGAGGAUCAAAAACCGUCGAGGACCGAUAACCUCAAGCAUGAAUGGGUGGACAGGGAUCUUAAUACGAAUUAUGAGGGACACGCCUACUGGGGGGAAUAUCCCGCCUCGUUUGCGGCAUGUUUGGGUCAGGAGGAGUGUUACAGGGUCAUUUUGGCACGAGGGGCGAAUCCCGAUGCGCAAGACACGAAUGGAAACACCGUCCUGCAUGUGCUCGUGAAUUAUAAUAAAAUGCACAUGUUCGACCUGGCGUACGAGUUGGGGUCGGAAAUAAAUAUAAAAAAUUACCUCAACUUGACCCCACUCACUCUGGCGGCGAAACUGGCUCGAAAAGAGAUGUUUUUCCACAUAAUGAACAUUGAACGAGAAAUCUACUGGCAAAUCGGUUCCGUGACCUGUGCCGCCUAUCCACUGACCAAGAUGGAUACAAUUGAAUCGGAAACGGGAGGAAUUCAGAAAGAAUCCGCCCUGAAUUUGAUCGUUUUUGGCGAAAAGGUUGAACAUCUUGACUUAAUGGAGGGACCCGUGAUCGACCUCCUCCAAGCGAAAUGGAACACAUUCGUCAAGUUCCGCUUUUACAAGCAAUUUAUCAUGUUUCUCGUCUACUUUUUCGUCACUGUCGCGGCCUUCAUGACGCGACCGGCGCAUGGAAAAGGGACAUAUCCCGGUGGGGGCAAGAACGCAUCCUCCUCCCUGGGAAAUUCUUCGUCCACCCUGAAUUCCUCCUCCCUGCUGGACGGCGGGGUCAACGUGACCACUCUGCUGGCCCUUAAUAUGACAGCCUUACUCGGACUGGGGGACAAUGCAACGUCCGAUUUAUUCGGAAUUAAUGGGACGACUGGAAACGGGACGGAAAUCAGAUACCUGUUUUCCUGGAGUAAUUGCAUCCAAGAACCGAAAGGUUGGGUGGAGUGGGUCCGAUUGGGGUGCGAGUGUGCCAUGCUGCUGGGCGCGGUGUCCUUUAUUCUGGGAGCGUGGAGGGAAUGUCAGUUUUUAGGGGCGUCAAUGUUCUUUGAGAAUUUGGCAACUGCCCCGUCGCGUGUCUUGUUCUUGUUCUCGUGUCACUUGGUCAUCGUCAUGGGGGUGCUGAGGUUCAUGUGUGUGCCCGAGUUUGAAGAUAUUGUCGCUCUUUGUAUCAUGAUGACGACAGCGCCAUACUUUCUGUUUUUUUGUCGAGGAUUCAAAACGGUGGGUCCCUUCGUGGUCAUGAUUUACCGCAUGUUGUCCGGCGAUCUGCUCCGAUUUGUGAUAAUCUAUCUGAUUUUCGUGAUGGGAUUUUCACAAGCGUACUUCAUCAUUUUUCUCUCGUACAAGAAUCCGAACGAUAAUUUGUUGGGGACACCGGCGGAGAGUGUGGUGGCCAUGUUUAUGGUGUCACUGUCAUCGUUUGACAAUAUGUAUGACAGGUUUAAGGACACGGAACACGAGUUUAUUGCAAAGCUACUUUUCGUCUUUUACAUGGCCAUCGUAGCCAUCCUGUUGAUCAACAUGCUUAUCGCCAUGAUGGGAAACACGUACACGAAAAUAGCUGAAACCAAGAAUGAAUGGCAACGACAGUGGGCGCGGAUUGUGCUCGUCGUGGAGCGAGGAGUCCAUCCAGCUGAGCGGUGGAAGCAGCAGUGCAUCUAUUCGCAGCCCAUGGGGGACGGGGACAUCAGAGCGUUGGUCCUUCGGUUAAAUCAGUCGGAGGAUGAAAAGGAGGAAAUGAAGGACUUAUUGGACCUGAAGCGGUAUCACGGCAAAUCAAUUCAGCGACGCUUGAAUAAGCUCGUGCCACCAAGAGCGUCCUCAGUUCCGCGACAUUCCAUUGCAAAUUCGUUGCUCGGGGUGGGCAUGAAUAACUAAAAAAGAAGAAGAUGGAUUUCUAAGUAUGUUUAUGACGUGGAUUAAAAACCAGUGAAUAAUAAAAUUUAUAAUCUUACCGCAAA
Molecule: messenger RNA, 2623 nt
Organism: Folsomia candida
Lineage: Eukaryota; Metazoa; Arthropoda; Collembola; Entomobryomorpha; Isotomidae
Gene: nan
Product: transient receptor potential cation channel subfamily V member 5
Exons: 12
Coding region: 87-2540 (817 amino acids)
Biological process (GO): calcium ion import across plasma membrane
Cellular component (GO): membrane
Molecular function (GO): protein binding; calcium channel activity
Source: RefSeq, a predicted model, not a curated record